AUGAAGCUUUCGGGAUUGAAGAUAGUUAAGAGGCAGCUACCAGAAAACUUUGAAGAUAUUGAUGAUGAUGAAGAAAUGGUUGAUGAAGAUGAAAUGUCGGAUGAGCUAAUGAGAGAGUAUGUGGAUGAGGAGGUAUAUGUGGCUGUUAUAGAGCAUAGCUAUGGAAUAAUAUUAUCCGAGAAGAAGAAUAUUGAAAAAGCUCUAAAAAAGACAUUACCAAACAGUUUGAUGUUGAAGGAGUGGUACGAAAAAAAUCAAGAAUUGUUCAACGAAGUGAAGAAGGAAGAGAAUGGAGGAAUGAAUAGUAAUGAAGCUGGUUUUAAUGGUCAUAGGAACGAAGGAGAGGCAGAUGGUGGUAAUGAAGAAGGAUUCUCUCCAGUUAGAGGAUUGGUAGUUCAUGGGGAUAUGCAUGAUGAUGGUGGAGGUUUCAAUACACCUAAUAUGGAAAAGGUAGAUAAUACAAACAAUCUAACCUGUUCACAAUUCUUGGAGCAGCCUGAAGUGUUGGCGACAACAAUUAAAAUGACAGAUGAUGAUGUGUUGGAAAGUUAUAAAAAAGAAAAAAAAAAUGAAAUCUUGGAAAUAGUUGAAGUAUGUGAGGAAGAUGAUGGCAAUGGAAAAAUGGGAAAGAGAGAGAAAAAGAACCCUGUAUAUGGAAAAUCACCUUUUGUUGAAAGGAUUGUUAAAAUCGGGGGCAAGGUGAAGAAGGAUGAAAUGACAUUAUACAAUUCAGUUUUUGUAUCCAAAAUAGAUUAUGGGGAAGAGAUAUGGAACAUUGGGAGCGAUCAUGUGUUGCAUCAAGGAUUCGUAUAUCAUUUUAAAAGCAACACAUUUAUUCAUGCGAUAAUCAUUGAUUUUUGGACAUAUUACUCAACAAAAUGGAGGAACUAA
Molecule: messenger RNA, 891 nt
Organism: Lactuca saligna
Lineage: Eukaryota; Viridiplantae; Streptophyta; Magnoliopsida; Asterales; Asteraceae
Source: the annotation of a GenBank genome assembly